AUGAAUCUCACUAUUACUCGUUUAUUAGUUGCAGAUAAAGUGCUUCCAAGCCCUUUAUUCUCACGUAACUUUCAAAGUGAUCAGCAUAUUUCAUUCAGUUUAUCAUUUUCAAGAUUUAAUAAAAUAACAAAUACAAUUCUUAGCGGAAUUCCUUCACAAAAAUAUCAAGUUUAUCAAACUAAAUUCAAUAAAAUAAUAGGAUCUGCUAUUAAAAUUGAUGGAUUAGUGAAAGAAACCAAUCAAAGAAUCGAAAAACAAAUCAUUUCAAAAGAAUCUGACAAUGUCAUCAUCGAAGAUUGUAUAUUUACUAAUUUAGUAGCCGAGAGAGGAGCAGCAAUAUAUGGAAGAGCAAGUUUGAUAAAUAUUACCAAGUCAGUCUUUUCUAAUUGCCAUUCUAAUGUUGGUGGCGCUAUUAAUUUACUAGAAUCGGCCUUUAUUAACCUAAAUGACGACCAAUUUUACAAUAAUUCCGCAAAAUAUUCAGCUGGAUGCCACAUGGACACUAGAUAUGAAUCAGACUCAUCAUUGAUCCAAAAUACUAAUUCUAGCCAAAAUCAUGCAGAACUUUGGACAGGAGCCAUGAGAAUUGAUAGAGCGGGCGGUCAUUUACUUACAUCAUAUUUUGUAGAUAACCAUGCAUUUGUUUCAGGUGCUUUCUUUGAUUUUGCAUUCAAAACAACUACACGAACUGUCAAAAUGGCUACUUUUCUGAAUAAUAGCGCUCAAUGCAGAGGUGGUGCUUUUACAUGCUUCCAUAUGAUGCACAAAUCUAGGUUUGAUACAUGUAACUUUGUUUUGAACCAUUGUGAUGAGCAGGCACAUUCAAUUUCGCUCGAAUCAGUUUACCAAGUAGUUAAUAUCACUAACUGUAAAUUCGAUGGACCAAAAGAUGCUCAGGUAUCAUCUAGAUACGGCGAAUCUGAAUUGAAUAUUGAUGAUACAAAUAAAUUUGAUGUAAAUCAGGAUCAGAUACCAGAGCUUCCUCAAAUUAAGAAAUUCUUCAAACUAAAAUGA
Trichomonas vaginalis G3 is the source of this 1014-nucleotide messenger RNA. RefSeq names its product pectin lyase-like family. The transcript has a single exon. The coding region runs from base 1 to 1014 and encodes 337 amino acids. The record is from RefSeq and is a predicted model, not a curated record. NCBI's taxonomy places the organism in Eukaryota, Parabasalia, Trichomonadida, Trichomonadidae.